Molecule: messenger RNA, 2466 nt
Organism: Onychomys torridus (southern grasshopper mouse)
Lineage: Eukaryota; Metazoa; Chordata; Mammalia; Rodentia; Cricetidae
Product: negative elongation factor A-like
Exons: 13
Coding region: 1-1908 (635 amino acids)
Biological process (GO): negative regulation of transcription elongation by RNA polymerase II
Cellular component (GO): NELF complex
Source: RefSeq, a predicted model, not a curated record
AUGGAAACACCGCGGCCGCGCGCGCCUGGCGCUGGCUGCUCCUACACUGAGCGAGGCUUGUUAGCGCACCCGCGCAGGAGCGCAGCGGAGGACACAGAAGCCGGGCUGGGGGCAUCUGCCGCGACCCCCCCAUUCUGGCCGCGCACUUCAGCGCUCGGCCAGCACCUGCGGCCUGGGUGCUGUUUCUCCACGGUGAUCAGUUGCUGGCCGCUGCCGAAUUUGAUUGCCCGCUCUCUGGGACCCACGCGUGUGGGAGACCAGCGUGGGAUACUGUCCCAGGCCGGCCGGGAACAGCGAGUCCAGGCUGAGGGAAUGUCCUGGCUGAAGCUUUGGAACCUCGCGAUAGGCUCUAAGCUGACCUCAAUGACCAUGAGCCACGCUGGAGGGUCCAGAGGCUGGGGUGAGCAGAGCAGCCACGUCCCAUCCCUGGUACACCUGGACUUGAAGAACAGUGACUUCCCCCUGCAUGGUGCUCAGCAGCCCAGUCAGCAGUCUCCUCCAGGAGGAAGUUCCUCGGGGCUGGCUAUGAAGGGCGCGCUGAUGGAUAUUAUCCAACUGGCUACCCUGGACUCAGAUCCCUGGGUCCUCAUGGUUGCUGACAUUCUGAAAUCCUUUCCUGACAUGGGCUCACUGAAUCUAGACCUCGAGGAGCAGAACCCCAAUGUUCAAGACAUCUUAGGAGAACUUAGAGAAAAAGUGGGCGAGUGCGAGGCAUCUGCCAUGCUGCCACUGGAGUGCCAGUACCUGAACAAGAAUGCCCUGACCACCCUUGCUGGACCCCUCACCCCACCGGUGAAGCAUUUUCAGCUGAAGCGGAAACCCAAGAGCGCCACUCUGAGGGCGGAGCUGCUGCAGAAGUCCACCGAGACAGCCCAGCAGCUGAAGAGAAGUGCCGGGGUGCCAUUCCAUGCCAAGGGCCGGGGGCUGCUCCGCAAGAUGGACACUACAACCCCUCUCAAAGGCAUCCCGAAGCAAGCCCCCUUCAGAAGUCCCACCAAGCCCAGUGUCUUCAGCCCCUCCGGGAACCGGACCCCAAUACCACCUUCAAGGACACCAUUGCAGAAAGAAAGGGGUGUGAAGCUGCUGGAUAUUUCUGAGCUGAAUACGGUUGGUGCUGGCCGAGAGGCAAAGAGGAGGAGGAAGACUUUGGACACAGAAGUGGUGGAAAAGCCUACCAAGGAAGAGACAGUUGUUGAAAAUGCCACCCCUGACUAUGCUGCUGGCCUGGUGUCCACACAGAAACUUGGGUCUUUGAAUAGCGAGCCAGCACUUCCCUCCACAAGUUACCUGCCCUCUACCCCCAGUGUGGUACCGGCCUCAUCUUAUAUCCCCAGCUCUGAGACACCCCCAGCGCCUCCUUCCCGGGAAGCCAGCCGACCACCUGAGGAGCCCAGUGCCCCAAGCCCUACACUACCAGCUCAGUUUAAACAAAGGGUGCCUAUGUAUAACAGUGGCCUGAGCCCAGCUACGCCAGCACCUGCAGCACCUACCUCACCUCUGACACCUACUACUCCCCCGGCUGCCACUCCCACUGCUCAGACACCCCCAGUGGCCAUGGUGGCCCCACAGACCCAGGCACCUGCCCCUGUUCAGCAGCAACCCAAGAAGAACCUUUCCCUCACGAGAGAACAGAUGUUUGCUGCCCGAGAGAUGUUCAAGACAGCAAACAAGGUCACUCGGCCAGAGAAGGCCCUCAUCCUGGGCUUCAUGGCUGGCUCUCGAGAGAACCCAUGCCCGGAGCAGGGGGAUGUGAUCCAGAUCAAGCUCAGCGAGCACACAGAGGAUCUGCCCAAGGCAGACGGCCAGGGCAGUACCACCAUGCUAGUGGACACAGUGUUCGAGAUGAACUACGCCACGGGCCAGUGGACGCGCUUCAAGAAGUACAAGCCCAUGACCAAUGUGUCCUAAGUGCCAUCUCUGCUACUGACCUCAUCAGGCCCGAAGACAAGUUUUGCUGGCUAUGCUAUGUGACCCGAGCAAAUGCCCAAGGAUGUACUCCACCCAGCACCUGCCAUGCACAGGCUGCUGGGCCACAGGCUGUUUUAAGUUUUAGAUUAUUUCUCUGGGGGAUGUAGACUUCUUUUUUUUAAUUAUUAUAAUGGGUUAGUUUUUGUGUGAUUAAGAUACUUUUUUUUUUUUAGAUUCAGUAUUAAUAUUCUAAUGCGAAACCAAAAAAGUUCAUUUUAGUGCCUGUUAAGACUUUUACCUUUAUUUUUUCUUGUACAAACCUGCACUAGCUGAGAUGACUUUCUUUGCUUGUUCAUGCCCUCCCUCAUGAGGCCGAGGGGACCAAAGGUGACACCUGGCAGGCUAGGCUGUGAGGGGGCUAUGACCAGUCUCAGUGCCACUGCCUGCCAGGGAUUUGUAUGUUUUUUGUGCAGUUGUAAACAUUUCAAACCUGUCUCUGGGUACCUAUUUUCAUUGUAAAAUGAUAUGAGCAUUAAAGUUUAGUUUUUCUACAGAAAG